Molecule: messenger RNA, 439 nt
Organism: Babjeviella inositovora NRRL Y-12698
Lineage: Eukaryota; Fungi; Ascomycota; Pichiomycetes; Serinales
Exons: 1
Coding region: 41-292 (83 amino acids)
Source: RefSeq, a predicted model, not a curated record
AAAUGAACGGUACAUCGCCGGCGCAUGAUCGUGGAGCUGCAUGAAUGCAGAACGCGGCUAUUUCAGCCGCUUUUCUGGGAGUUCUUUCUCGAUCUGGAUAUUACCCCAAGGUGGGGAAACCUUGGGGAUUGGAGGGCCUCCAAAAAAAAAAAAACGCAAAUCUACAUUUGGUAAGCCAAGACUAGCAAGUCACCGUGCCAAUGAUCUCUCUGCUCCACUUAUCGAAAAAUCAAUUUGUCAGCGUCACCACUCUAGCAUUACUGUUUUUGGAAUUUACAUGACUGGCUCCUGAGGCAUUGACUGUACUCUACACGGUGCCAUUAGUGGUUAAGGCUCCAAUUUUGUUACCCUCACUUUUAUAAUCCCGCAAAUAAAUGACCAUUCUUGGCUCCCUGAUAUAAGUCUAUAAAUAUGAAUACAAACACCCUCUGGCUUUUAU